Molecule: messenger RNA, 1395 nt
Organism: Camellia sinensis
Lineage: Eukaryota; Viridiplantae; Streptophyta; Magnoliopsida; Ericales; Theaceae
Source: RefSeq, a predicted model, not a curated record
AUGGAAGAGUAUCUGAAUCAAUUCAAAGUGAUAGCUAAUCAACUUGCUUUAGUAUCUUCACUUGUUGAUGAUGAAGAUCUUGUUCUUCUGAUUUUGAAUGGUUUGCCUGAUGAAUACAAUGCCUUGAAGACUACUGUACGUGCUAGAUCAGGUCCUAUCUCUAUAGAGCAACUGUGCUCUCUACUUUGUUCUGAAUCUAUUCAUAUAGAGGCUUCUCUUAAGCACAUGCACGCUGCUGAAGCUCCAGGUCUUUUUGCUUACAACACACACAGAGGCAAUUUUUCUAACAGAGGAGGUCAUAGAGGCCAUUAUAGAAGCAGAGGUAAUUUCAUAGGCAGAGAUGGAGGCAGCUCAAGUACUCUCAUCCACAGUGGAAACAUCAUGCCAGAUCUAUUGAAAGCCUCUUCCUUGCUAUCUCCCAUUGCCAAGAGGCUAGAAGGUAAAGUGGUGGUGAUAACUGGCGGCGCCAGCGGCAUUGGCGAGGCGACCGCUAGGCAUUUCGUACAGCACGACGUCAAGGUCAUAAUCGCGGAUAUCCAAAACACCGUCAUCUCCUCCACCUCCACCGAAUCCGUUUCUUUCGUACACUACGACGUGAGCAACGAGCGCGACGUGGAACACGCAGUGGACACCGCCAUCGCCAAACACGGCAAACUCGACAUCAUGUUCAGCAAUGCCGGGAUCGGCGGCAAGUUCGAUCGCACAAUCAAAUCCCUCGAUUCCCAAGAUCUCAAGCGAGUCUUCGACGUCAACGUCUUCGAUGCUUUCUACUGUGCAAAACAUGCCGCCAGAGCAAUGAUUCCAAACAAAAAAGGCAGCAUUGUGUUCACAGCGAGCGCGGUUUCUGCGAUUUAUGGAUCGAUUCCUCACCCUUACACGGCGUCGAAGAACGCCGUGGUGGGGCUGGCGAAGAACUUGUGUGUGGAGCUCGGGAAGGAUGGGAUAAGAGUGAAUUGUAUUUCUCCGCACGCUAUGAACACGCCGAUUCUGAUAAAUGGGCUGGGGAUGAAGGAGGAGGAGGUGGAAGAGCUGGUUUGCGAGUCGGCCAACUUGAAAGGAGUGAGAUUGGAAGUAGAAGAUGUGGCCGAGGCUGUGGUGUAUUUGGGGAUUGGUGACGCUAAGUAUAUGAGCGGGGUCAACCUGUUGAUCGACGGUGGUUACAGCACCACUAAUCCGGCUUUCAUAGAGCUCUUCAACAAGAUAUCUUUGUCUGCUUAUGUGGCUGGUUCCCUAUUUGACAAGUGUUUAGAUGCCAUUGGUGCUUGGUUCAACAUUGGGUUCUCAAGGGUGCUGGGUUUUAGUACUUGGAGCAUGAAUUGGGCUCUAAGUCAUGGGCCAAAACCUUUUGUGGGCCCACCGAUGUCAGUAAUCCCUUAUUCCCAAGUGCAGCUUUAG